AUGGAUCUCGCCUACGCCUAUGACCACAUCCAAGAUGAUGCCGAAUCGAAGCAGCAAAAGGACGGCGAGUCAGGCAAGGAGGAAGCGUCGUUGAACAAGGAUCUGCAGGAGGCCUACAAGUCCUUUUCCGCCAGCCCGUGGGGGAGCCGCAUCGGUGGCUUUCUUGGCAACGUGGUCAAGCAGGGCGAAUCCGUCUAUACCCAGGCCUCCAAGGAGUUUGCCGAAGUUGGUGAGGAUGCCUCCAAGGGCUUGAUCGGUCUCCGCCAGUCCCUCGUGGCCCAGACGCGCGGCCUGACGAUACAGGAUGUCCUACGCGGCGAACGCAUGGAGGAGCAAGGGGACGGCGGCCAGGGUGAGCGGUCUGCCGAUGCAGGUGGGGAGGCGGCCGGGAAGGAUGGCGAGGACGCUUCCUCCGAGACGGUGCUCUCGCGCCUCCGCUCCGAGGCCGCCAAGCGUCUAAAGGACCUCCAAAAGGCCGAGGAUGCGGCUGACGAGGCCCUCCUCCGCUUCGGCGGCAACAUCCGGAAUUUCCUGCGCGACGCCGUCAGCAUUGCCCCCCCCGAUAGCUCCAGUCAGGAGAGCAGCUCGUCCGUGCUUUUCGAGAGCAAGGACGCCAAGGGCAAGCGAGUCAUCCACACGUCCCGCUUCGACGCCCAGCUGCACGUCAUCCACACGUCGGUCGACGGCUUCACAAAGGACGCCUCGGGCCCCGAGGACAAGGACUGGUCCAAGGGUUUUGACAUUGAUAGCAAGACGGCCGACAUCAGCGCCGAUCUCGAAAAGUACCCUGACCUCCGCGCCACUAUGGAGAAGCUGGUGCCCGACCAGAUCCCCUACGCCGACUUCUGGAAGCGCUACUACUUCCUCAGGCACGGUAUCGAGACGGCUGAGGCUAGGAGGCGCGAGCUCUUGAAUGCUGCUUCUGCCGAUGACGAGAUUGGCUGGGGCGACGACUCGGAUGACGAAGAUGGGGACAAGGACGACUCCUCGGAUGAUGACGACGCUCCCGACGAUGGCUCCAAGGCUGUCCCUAAGAAGCCCGCUUCCGUCACGUCGUCCACCACCAUCCAGCCUGUUACCGCCGCCGCCGCCGCCGCCGCCGCACCCGCCGCCGCCGCCCCCCCCAAGGAUACCCUCAAGCCCGCCGACGCUCGCGACUCCAACGACGAAAAGUCUCAGGCCGAUAGCGAGGCGAGUUACGAUGUUGUCGGAGCCGCGUCUGGCCUGAACAGUCAGGCUCCUAGCAGCCCCAAGGAUCCCAAGAAGGCCGAUGAUGACAGUGACGAUGACUGGGAAUAA
Geosmithia morbida is the source of this 1299-nucleotide messenger RNA. RefSeq names its product BSD protein. NCBI's taxonomy places the organism in Eukaryota, Fungi, Ascomycota, Sordariomycetes, Hypocreales, Bionectriaceae. The transcript has 3 exons. The coding region runs from base 1 to 1299 and encodes 432 amino acids. Gene Ontology annotation, cellular component: cytoplasm. The record is from RefSeq and is a predicted model, not a curated record.